Tarenaya hassleriana is the source of this 1670-nucleotide messenger RNA. RefSeq names its product cytosolic isocitrate dehydrogenase [NADP]-like. Bases 185 to 1426 code for a protein of 413 amino acids. Gene Ontology annotation, biological process: isocitrate metabolic process. The record is from RefSeq and is a predicted model, not a curated record. Gene Ontology annotation, cellular component: mitochondrion. NCBI's taxonomy places the organism in Eukaryota, Viridiplantae, Streptophyta, Magnoliopsida, Brassicales, Cleomaceae. Gene Ontology annotation, molecular function: magnesium ion binding; NAD binding; isocitrate dehydrogenase (NADP+) activity. The transcript has 15 exons.
ACCUACUGCGAGUUGUCCCGUCUUUAAUAUCUUCUCUGUCAUUGACGAGCAGAUCACCUGUCCUUUGACGAUCUUCGCUUCUCCGCCGGAAAAUCUUUUCACGUUUCGAUAUCCGGUGUAGGGGGAGGAGUUCGGAUCUGAUCGGUUGAAUCUGUUCUCGCUUUGUGGCGGGAGGGAAAGCACCAUGGCGUUUGACAAGAUCAAGGUGACCAAUCCCAUCGUCGAGAUGGACGGUGAUGAAAUGACUCGUGUUAUCUGGAAGUCUAUCAAGGAUAAGCUUAUCUUCCCCUUCGUGGAGUUGGACAUUAAAUACUUUGACCUGGGCCUUCCUCACCGCGAUGCCACCAAUGACAAGGUCACCGUUGAAAGUGCUGAAGCCACUCUGAAGUACAACGUGGCAAUCAAGUGUGCUACUAUCACUCCAGACGAAGCUCGGGUGAAGGAAUUUGGCCUGAAGCAGAUGUGGAAAAGUCCAAACGGGACCAUUAGGAACAUACUUAAUGGAACUGUAUUUAGAGAACCGAUCAUCUGCAAAAAUGUUCCCCGGCUCGUCCCAGGAUGGACGAAGCCCAUUUGCAUUGGAAGGCAUGCUUUUGGUGAUCAAUAUCGUGCUACUGACGCUGUGAUCAAGGGACCUGGCAAACUGACUUUGGUUUUUGAGGGGAAAGAUGGGAAGACAGAAAUGGAGGUCUUCAAUUUUACUGGUGAAGGGGGUGUUUCUUUGGCCAUGUACAACACCGAUGAGUCCAUCCGUGCUUUUGCAGAAGCAUCUAUGAACACUGCAUAUGUGAAGAAGUGGCCACUUUAUCUCAGCACAAAGAACACCAUUCUUAAGAAAUACGAUGGGAGAUUCAAGGACAUCUUCCAAGAAGUCUAUGAAGCCAAGUGGAGAUCAAAGUUUGAGGCUGCUGGAAUAUGGUAUGAACACCGUCUCAUUGAUGACAUGGUGGCUUACGCUCUUAAGAGCGAGGGAGGCUAUGUAUGGGCAUGCAAGAACUAUGAUGGUGAUGUCCAGAGUGAUUUCUUGGCUCAAGGGUUCGGAUCACUUGGACUGAUGACAUCUGUGCUGGUUUGUCCGGAUGGAAGGACGAUAGAAGCUGAAGCAGCACAUGGUACAGUUACCCGUCACUACAGGGUUCACCAGAAAGGAGGCGAGACCAGCACUAACAGCAUUGCUUCCAUCUUUGCUUGGACCCGAGGGCUUGCACACAGGGCCAAGCUAGAUGGGAACACCAGACUCUUGGAUUUCACCGAGAAACUCGAGGCUGCUUGCGUUGGUGCAGUUGAAUCUGGGAAGAUGACCAAAGAUCUCGCCCUCAUCACUCACGGUUCAAAGCUGACGAGGGAGCAGUACCUGAGCACUGAAGAGUUCAUUGAAGCUGUGGCCGAUGAGCUCAAAGCAAGACUCUUGCCCUCUAAAUUUUAAAACUCAGGCUUCAGAGACUUUCUUUCUUUCUUUCCAAAAACGGUAAAAUUUCUCUCGUUCGAUGAUUCCAUGGCGAAUCCAUGCCUGAUCAGUUUUAUGUACCUCUCACAUGCCCAAACGUGGGGCCCAUUUGCUGGAGACAUUUUCUGAUUUUGGGUCGUAAUGGACUUUUUUAGCUUUUCAUUUUAUUGGGCCUCACUUGAGCCCAAAUAUAAAGAUAAUGCAUUGUUAUGGGUUUUUUCUU